Alosa alosa (allis shad) is the source of this 1340-nucleotide messenger RNA. Its product is annotated as liver-expressed antimicrobial peptide 2-like. The record is from RefSeq and is a predicted model, not a curated record. The transcript is spliced from 5 exons. The coding region runs from base 345 to 719 and encodes 124 amino acids. Gene Ontology annotation, biological process: antimicrobial humoral immune response mediated by antimicrobial peptide; defense response to bacterium. Lineage: Eukaryota; Metazoa; Chordata; Actinopteri; Clupeiformes; Clupeidae.
ACUCUGACCCCCAUCGAUGCCCCGUUGCAUUCAACUUUGCAGUCGUCAUCACAUAGGUAAGUGGGUUGUUGUCACUGUAAACAGUUACUGCAGGAGAAUAAAACAGGUAAUCUCUGAAGCGUUCUGUGACUGCCCAUUUCAGGGCUAAAAACUCCAGCUUUCCUGAAUGUAGUCUGUAGUUUUUCUCUGCAGGUGUCAAGGUACGUGAACCGUAACCUAUCACUCGAAGUUUACCUUCUUGCCUUUGAUACAACACAGCUCCUAGUCCCUCCUCAGAAGCAUCAAUAUGCAGAAUAAAUGGACCCUCAAACUUUGGAUAGGCCAUAACAGUGAAGCCUACUGACAUGCUCCACAUUCCAAACACAUCUGUGGUCUACACAGCACCCACAGUAUCAGUUGGGAGUACCACUCGGAGCCUUGACCCUGGGGUUUCUCAACCUCCAGUCUUCUUUGAGUCCAAAUCCUCCGCUAACAUGAAGACCAUCGAUCAGAGGGUGAUUGCCCUCUGUUUGGUCCUGACCCUGAUCGCCGCUGUGCAGGUGAAGGCGGCUCCGGUGGCCGAGGACUGGGCAACGGGUCUGAUCCACCGAGCCAAGCGCUCGCUGCUCUGGCGCUGGAACAUGCUUAAGCCCAUGGGGGCCAGCUGCAGGGAGCACUCUGAGUGCGGGACAAAGUACUGCAGGAAACACACCUGUACAUUUAGCAGCUAUUCCUCUUGAAUAUAUGGAUUUCACGACUACCUGGACAGAUACAUUUUUUGAACAUUCAACCACAUAUCACACUGAGCUUUUAAAGUUUGCCAGUCAAAAUACCAGUGGAGCGGAGGACCUUUCUCAUCUUUGGACAUCUAAGAUAAGGACCAUACCCCCUGUUUUCAGAAUCUCCCAUAAGCCAUAUUGACUGUUUUGAGAAUAUUAAAAGGGACAAAAUGACAACAGUAUUGCAAGAACCUUGUAAACACAUGCAGUUGACUGAGACCAAUGCAGUAAAAGCCAACCAUGAGUUGGAAACAAUUUGUUAUGUAUACUAAAUAGUAAAUUUUAGGCUACUAUACCGCCUGGAAACAUUUUUAAGUGAGGGCAGUCACAUAUUUGGAAUAUAUAAUUAAUUGUAUCUUGUACUAAGCACCAGUCCUUUCCGUGUCAGGUAUGGACAACCCAACACUUCUUCUGUUCCAGGACAUGUUGAAGUACUAAAUACAUUCAUGGGAAUUCAAAACAAGUCAAAGCACAUUUGGUUUCUUGGAAAGAAUUUAUUUGUGAUAUCUGAUGUCUUUGCUGUUAUUUAUUUGUAAAUAUGAGAUAUGGGUAAUGUACAUAGUAUCUUUUAUAUUGCCACAG